Molecule: messenger RNA, 339 nt
Organism: Acaulospora morrowiae
Lineage: Eukaryota; Fungi; Glomeromycota; Glomeromycetes; Diversisporales; Acaulosporaceae
Source: the annotation of a GenBank genome assembly
AUGGCUGAGCAAUUAGUCAAAGGAAUUGGAGACAUACUCAAAGAAAAUAAUGAAUUGAAGAAAAAUAUAGAAGAAACAGAAGAAAGAUACAAACAAUAUGAAAAUUUAUAUAAAGAGGAGACUGAAAUAAGUGAAGCAUUAAGGAAAGAAGCAAAAGUAGAAGAUGAAACAUUAUCAAAAGAAUUUGAUAAAAACAUAGGGAAAGAUACUAUAGAAAAUUUACAAAGAAAGGCUAACUUAGAAAUGAAAGAAUUGAACUAUUGGCAAGAAAAAGCAUUGGUACCAAAAUAUGAAUAUUAUGAAAAUGAACGAAUAAAUGUACCAGAAGGAGAUCCAUAA